AGAAGUUGGCCCGUGGAUGUCAAUUUUGCGGCUCUGCAGACGGCUGUCUUCUUCAGCCGCAGCAAGUGCGACAAGGUCUCGCAAGCCGAUGGCAGAGGCAAAGCAAAGCACAGCCAGGAGAGAUCUGCUGCAGCAGAUCGAAGUUGACGUGCAGAAGAAAUGGGAGGAGGCCAAGGUUUGGGAAAUUGACGCCCCAGAUGGGAAGGAGGAGAAGUUCAUGUGCACCUUCCCAUAUCCUUACAUGAACGGUUUGCUGCACAUCGGCCAUGCCUUCACCAUGACGAAGGCAAUCUUCGCCGCGCAGUUCCACCGCUUGCUGGGAAAGAAGGCGCUCUUCCCCUUCGGUUUCCACUGCACGGGCAUGCCCAUCCAGGCUGCAGCCAACAAGCUGUCACGGGAGCUGGAGACCUUCGGCACCCCCUUCCCGACCUUUCCACCAGGACGUCCCACGCCCAAGGAAUCAUCGGAAGGGGUGAUAGACAUCGACGACGAGGGGGUGACCAUGACGUGGAAGGCGCCUCCUUCGACGGGCAAGAAGGCCAUCAAGGAGUACGUCGCCUACAUGCAGGUCAAGGAGGGCGACUUCAAGAAGGUGAAGACGGUGCCUCACCCGGCAGACGCCGCAGCCCUGAAGGCGCAGGGCAACAAGAUCAAGGCGGUGCUGCCAGUGGAGAGCGGCGGCUGCAGGUACAAAGUGGAGGCAGUUUUGGAGGACGGCACCAAGUGCCCGGCCAGCCCCAUCUCCGACGAGGUGUCUGUAGAUGCGGCGCCCAAGGACAAGAAGAGCGGCGCGGCAGGUGGGAAGCGCGUGGCCAAGAAGAUCUUGGCCAAGAGCGGGGAUGCGGCGUCCCAGUACGAGAUCCUGAAGGCCAUGGGCCUGUCCGCCGAGGAGAUCCCCAAGUUUGUGGAUCCUCUCUUCUGGCUGAACUACUUCCCUCCUCUGGGGGUCAGGGACUGCAAGCGCUUCGGCAUGCCGGUGGACUUCCGGCGCUCGUUCAUUACGACCUCGCAAAAUGACUUCUACGACAGCUUCGUGCGGUGGCAGUUCAGGAAGCUGAAGAAGUCUGAGAAGAUUGGCUUUGGGAAACGCCCGACCAUCUACAGCGAAAUCGAUGGGCAGGCCUGCAUGGACCACGACCGGGCCGAGGGCGAAGGUGUGGGGCCGCAGGAGUACACCGCCAUCAAGAUCGAGCUGUUAGAGCCCACGCCCGACAUGCAGAAGAAGCUGCCUAAGGGCAGUAAGGUCUUCCUGUUGGCGGCCACCCUAAGGGCGGAGACGAUGCCGGGCCAGACGAAUUGCUGGAUCCUCCCGGCCGGGCAGUACGGGUGCUUCGAAGCCCCCAACAAGGAGAUCUUCGUGACGUCCCACAGGGCGGCGCGGAACAUGAGCUUCCAGGACAUUCUGAUGCCGUGGGGCAAACCCAAGUGCAUCAUGGAGGUCUCCGGUCAAGAGCUGAUGGGUAAGAAGGUGAAAGCGCCCACCGCGAAGUACGAGUACGUGCACGUCCUGCCGCUGCCGACCAUCAAGAUGGACAAGGGAACUGGGAUCGUGACCAGUGUCCCCAGCGACUCGCCGGAUGACUAUGCCGCGUACAUCGACUUGAUGAAGUCAGACAAGAAGAGGGAGCACUACGGCGUGAAGAAGGAGUGGGUGGAGGGCUUUGAUCUGAUCCCCAUCAUUGACGUGGAGAUCGACGGGGAGAUGAGGGCCAUGGCCGCCCAGUACAUGUGUGAGAAGCUGGGGGUGCAGUCCAUCAACGACCGCGUGAAGCUGGCAGAGGCCCACGACACUUGCUACAAGCUGGGCUUCGACAAAGGCACCAUGUCGAUCGGACCGUUCAAGGGCCAGCCAGUGAAGAAGGCAAAGUUCGAGUUCCGCACGGUCAUGAUUCAAGCCAAGCAAGCCUUCAUCUACUCCGAGCCGGAGAAGAAGGUGGUUUCGCGAUCUGGCGAUGAGUGCGUGGUGGCUGCCAUUGAUCAGUGGUACCUGAAGUACGGCGCGGAGAGCUGGCGUGGUCAGAUCGAGGGCCACCUGAACAGCCCCAACUUCAUCAGCUACAACGACCGCAUCAAGGAGUCCUUCGAAGACGCCAUCGGGUGGCUGAAGGAAUGGGCGUGCAGCCGUUCCUUUGGCCUGGGAACGCAGGUCCCUUGGGAUGAGCAAUUCGUCAUCGAGUCCCUGUCUGACAGUACCAUCUACAUGGCCUACUACACCGUUGCCCACUUGCUGCACGGUGAGGGCAACCUGGAUGGGAAGAAGGGCAGCCCGGCCGGCAUCAAGGCGGCGGAUUUGACGGAUGAAGUGUGGGACUUUGUCUUCCUGAACGGGCCGGACCCCAAGAACUGCAAGAUCCCGAAGAAGACGCUGGACCAGAUGCGCAAAGAGUUCAGGUUCCGGGCGUGCAGGUUCUGGUACCCCAUGGACCUCCGGGUCUCCGGGAAGGACCUGAUCCAGAAUCACCUGACCAUGGCACUUUACAACCAUGCCUGCGUAUGGGAGAAGGAGCCAGACAUGUGGCCUCGGAGCUUCUUCUGCAACGGCUGGCUGCUGGUGAACAAUGAAAAGAUGUCAAAGUCCAAAGGCAACUUCUUCACGGUGGAGGACAUCAUCAAGAAUUACUCUGCGGACACCGUCCGUCUGGCGAUGGCCAAUUCCGGAGACACACUGGAGCCUGCGAAUUUUGACCAAAGUGUCUGCAACAAAGCUGUGCUGACACUGGCCGUGUUCUUGGACACCAUGAAGUCCAUGAUCGGCGGCAGCGAGAAGUUGGACACAGGCAGCGAGACGGCCCGCUUUGUGGACGUGUGGUUUGCCAAUGAGAUGAACAGACUGGUGCAGGAGAGCAAGAAGUUCUACGAGACGAUGUACUAUCGCGAGGCCCUGCGCACAUGCUACUUCGAGUUUACCUCCACGUUCGACCAGUACCGGGACAUCUGCAAGGCGGCAAGCGUUGCGCCGAACAAGACGCUGGUCACGAGGUACUUCGAGUGGCAGAUGAUCAUCCUGUCGCCCAUUUGCCCGCACUUCUGCGAGCACGGGUGGUCCAUGCUCGGCAAGAAGGGCACCGUCCUGGAUGCCAGGUAUCCCUCCGCCAGCAAGCCGGUGGAGGCGUCCCUGACGAAGCAGGGGGACUACAUUUUCAACAAGGUGCCGCAUGAUUUCAUCAAGCUGCAGGAGAAGGCGUCCAAGAGCGGAACUGCCAAGUCGGCGGUGGUCUACGUGGCGAAGGAGUUCCCAGAAUGGAAGAAGACAGUGCUUGCCAAGCUGAUGAGCUGCCACUCCGAGGGCAAGCUGCCUUUGAUCGCGCAGGAGGAGAUGAAGGCGAACCCGCAGGCCAGCGCCCAGUGGAAGGAGAUCAUGACCUUGCUGAUGCAGGAUGCCUCGCUGAAGCCCUUCGGCAAGCACCUGGGGCCCUUCGCCGCCUUCAAGCGCGACGAGGCGGCGGCCUUCGGGGUCUCUGCGCUGGACGCCUCGCUGCCCUUCGACGAGCUGGCGCUGAUCAAGGAGAAUGUCGCCUACCUGCAGCAAAAGUUGCAGGUGUCGGUGGAAGUGAGGGCCGCCGACUCCCCGGCGAGCCCUGAGCACCAGGAUGCGGCGACCAACGCCCAGCCCGGCAAGCCUGGCAUUCACUUCCUGGUGGAGGGAGGCAAGGCCGGCGGGGGGAAAGCCAAGGCCGCGCAGCCCGCAGCGAAGUCCGGGGGGGCCCCGAAGGCCGGCGCCGCGCCUGCCGCGCCGGGCAAGGCCAUGACGGACAUGACGGAGCUCAACAAGCACCUGGAAAGCAGGACGCGGCCCUGCCACAGCCCUAGCUCUUUUGCGCGCGCGCGCGCAAAGCACGGCUUCUUCGGCUUCUCCGGCUCGCUCCGCGCGGAGUUCAGCGUCCGCGAGGCUGUGAGCCUGCCAAGAGCUGCGAGCAACAACCCUUUGCCAUCUGAAGGUGGCGCCAACAGUGGCCCGUGGCUGAGUGUGAAGCAUGGCUGGCCUGGUGGACAUGUCAACGCCAAUCGAGCCGGCGGUGGGUUGGGGGGCCUGGGCGUGGCCGUCAUGGGCGCGCCGCGCGCGCCGUGCGCGCUGCGCCUGGUGGUGGUCCUCAGCCUCGCCUACAGCGGGCAUGCCCAGACAAUCCGCGCGCGGAAGCAGAAAGAGAAGCUGCCAGAGGGCCGCCUCAUCGUGCGGUACCCGGAAGGCUCUGGGCCGAAGCUAGCGGAGUACAUCAGGCGUCUGGAGCAGAUCGAGGGGGUGAAGCGUGCGGAGCCCCUCAGGAGUUUGGACAUGGCAGUGGUGCAGUGCCGGCCCGGCGCAGAAGAGGACCAGGUGCUGGCAGCCCUGGACGCGGAGAAGUCCGUAGAGCUUGCGGUGCCCGACAGCUGGGUGCAGGCCUUUGUGCCGGAGUCGGCGCCCUCGCCGGAAUCGGCGCUCUGCUCCUCACACCCGGAGUGCAAGGCCUUCAGCCUGCAGGGGGAGUGCUGCCCUGCGCCUGAUGGGGCGCGCAUGGCAUGCUGCGCCUCGAAGCCUCCGCAAAGGAAGCCCAGGCGCCCGCAGAGCCAGAGCACCAUCUCCCUGCAGAGCGUUCACGGGGGCUACAUCACGGUCUCCAAGAUCGGAUUCGUGGGGUGGCGGGGCAAGAAGGCGGACCCGGACGCCCAGUUUCGGCUCGAGGCGCACCCGGACGGCUACGUGUCCUUGAAGUCCAUCCACGGGACCUACUUAGUGACCAGCCCCUCAGGGCAGCUGGUGGCGUGGCACCGGGGCCACGGGGAGGCGGACGACUGGGAGAAGUUCAAGCUCAUCUACAACACCGACGCGCCUUGGGGAGCUUUUGGCAGUGCUUGCGCCCAAAAAAUCGGUAGAUGGAAUGAGACAUGGAAUGAACCCAGGCUUUGGUCCCCAAGGGAACCACCAGUUGGUUUGUUUAUAAUUAGCAUUCCAUUCCUCAUUCCCUGCAUCUUUCGCACCAGCAAAAGCAGCUGUAGCGUGUUCCAUUGGAAGGGAGCCUCUGGUGGGGUUCAGUCCUGCUCUGGAGAGGGGAAAAUUGCUGGGGAAUGGGUUGGAGGAUGCCACGCCUGGUGCUCCAGGGAAGAUACUUAUAUACACAUGUAUUUCAUAUAUGUAUAUGUAUAUAUAUAUAUACAUAUAUGUAUAUAUAGCUCUGGCCCGAGCACCUCCCGGUGGUAG
Molecule: messenger RNA, 5176 nt
Organism: Effrenium voratum
Lineage: Eukaryota; Dinophyceae; Suessiales; Symbiodiniaceae
Source: the annotation of a GenBank genome assembly